CUGGCCUAGAGAGUGGCGGGCAGCAUUCGUGGCGAGCCCUCUAUCCGACGUCUUCUCUAGUCGCAUACCCCAAUCCCCACUGGAAGGCUCGUUUAGCGGACUACAUAUCGGAUAGUCUGAUCAUUCCGACUUGAAAGGACUAUGAACUAUCUGCGCGGAGCACUUAGCGCCGCCUCGCAGUACUACCGCGACAUCAACCCGUCCACACUGACUGGCGCCAUCGACGUCAUCGUCGUGCGGCGCGAAGUACCUUCUCAAGAUGGGGUCGAGGGCAACACUACCGAGGAACUUGUAUGCAGUCCAUUCCAUGUCCGAUUUGGCAAAUGGCAAGUUCUGCGACCUGUCGACAAGAAGGUCAAGGUCAUGGUUAACGGCCACGAGAUCCCGUUCAACAUGAAGAUCGGCGACGCGGGCGAGGCGUUCUUCGUAUUCGAGACGGACGAUGAUGUUCCGGAGGAUCUUAUCACAAGUCCUAUAUUGGAGGCGACGCGACCUGGACAAUCUAAUGUUCAUGUUGAAGCAGGCAGAUUCGGUGCGAAGGAAGAAGGUGGACAAGGCAAGGAAGUGCAACCAUCAGAGUCGGAGAAAGAACUAGGAGAACCAGAACCAUUAGAUCUUGAUUCUCCGUCACCAAGUGCUGCAAAGUCUACUCGUCCAUCGGGCCUUACUCUUUCACGACCUCCUGCAACCCCUGAGUCACCUUCUCCCUCCCCAAACGGCCCCAAACCAGAAGAUGAGCACGGAACAAGCGACGAUGAAAAUUCCCUUACUCCUUCAAGACUCAUUGGCAAGACUGCAGGGCUCGGAAAGGCCGUAGUAAAAGCAGCGGUUGAAGCGGAACGUGAUGAACGCCAGCGUAUGCACGAUCGCGCAGAUGCAGCAAGGUACGCUGCUUCUCAUGCGUACGAAAGCCUCAACAACCUAAGAGAAGGAACGGGAAUUCCCGGGUUUGGUGACAGUGAUAAGGGAGAUGAGGCGCUGCCACCUGUGAAGAAAGGCGAAGGCGAGCCACCUGAGGUCGUGUAUUCGGAUGGUAUGGUCCUUGAUGCAGCUGGUUAUCACUCAAAGAGUGAGCCUCCUUCGCCGGGCACUCGUCAGCGACCGUCUAGGCAUAGUUCGCCCUCCACUGCUGAAGAAACGGACGAUUACGAUUCUUAUGGAGGACGAUCAACGCCGAGAUCCGGUGACCCAUCUACGCAGGCCACACCUACUCAGUCACCUGAUACAUCAAGGUCUCCUAGUCCGUGCGGUCGUCGCCAUUCUAUAACAAAGCAUGAUGGUGAUCGACGCACAAACCUUCCUGCUUUCCGCGCGUCCUCGGAACCCCCAGAUGCUGACCGAACAUCAGAGGGUUCACCACCUCCAGCUUAUUCUUGGGAAUGGGGCGCUUUCCCCACGCCAUCCCCCAUGAAGUCUACCUUCUCGCCGGCUUUGCUCGAGUCGUUAGAAACACAGCGCAGUGUCAGCGUCCCGCCCGAGCUUUCACUCGAAAUGGAUGCUACGCAUCCGCCCUCUCCGAUCCGCGCUAAGACGACUGAUAUUUCAUCUGUAUCCGGCUAUGCAUCCCUGCCCGACGAGCCAACUUUCUAUGGAGAAGGCGCUGAACUCAGUGCGGAUGAGACAAACGGUCGGCGAUUCCUGCUAUCAAUUGGCGGGAGGACAUAUGACUUCGAGCUCAGUAUUUCGGAGGAACUAGCUGCAGUAGGUGGCAGAGGCAGCGGUGAUGAGCUGCUCGAUGCUCGACUAUUUCGAGAUGGACAAGUUUCGUUUCGCAGGUUCAUCAAGUACCCGGCGGUGAUACAAGACAGAAAUCUUGUAAUCAGAUGGAACGAUAAAUACGUAACACGGCAGGAUGGUUCGGUGCUGAUGGACUGUCUCGUCAAGUGGCGGGAAGCAGCGCUUGCAAAACCAGUAAAUGCACGGGCGCUGGAAGAAGAGGAGCCUUUGUCAUCUUCCGAUGAGCAAGAAAUUGAGACUGGGAAGGCACACGCACCGCAGAAGAAAUCAUCUUCAUCUUGGGUACGUUGGUGGAGAUCCAGCAGAGCAGAUCCACAACCGCAAUCUUCCUCUGCAGAUGCAACGCCGAUCGCAAUACGCGCUGGUCAGAGUGAGAAGGUUGACGGGAAGCGUCCUCCGUUCAUCCCGUCGAAUUCGGCACCUCCAACCUCGGAUGGGCCAAGUAGUGCACCCAUUCCUUUCCCUACCAUGGGUGACUCUAAAAGAGACGUGGAUGUGAGGAGUAACGACGAGAUAAAGCCAUCAAAGCCAAAGAAGCGUUUCGCGAAGACAUUACGAUUAACUUCCGAUCAACUUAAACAACUCGAGCUGAAGCCCGGGAUGAAUUCCAUCACGUUCUCGCUGUCUGCUUCCGGUGCGGCUGCAUGCACUGCGAGCAUCUUUCUAUGGGAAUCCACAGACUCGGUUGUUGUAUCCGACAUUGAUGGAACUAUCACGAAAUCCGAUGCAUUGGGUCAUGUCUUCACCAUGAUUGGACGUGAUUGGACGCAUAUAGGCGUGGCAAAGCUGUACACUGACAUUUGUCGUAACGGAUACAAGGUCAUGUAUCUGACCUCCCGUGCGAUCGGCCAGGCGGACUCGACACGAUACUAUUUGAAAGGUAUCAACCAGAAUAACUAUCAGCUUCCCGAGGGUCCAGUCAUCAUGAGUCCUGACCGACUUAUGGCAUCCUUUCAUCGAGAGGUGAUCAUGAAGAAGCCUGAGGUUUUCAAGAUGGCCUGUCUACGGGAUAUUCAGCGGCUUUUCGGCGAGGAUAAGAAUCCGUUUUACGCGGGAUUUGGCAAUCGCAUUACUGAUGCCCUAUCAUACCGAAGUGUGAACAUCCCGAGUCAACGGAUCUUCACAAUUGACUCAACAGGUGAAGUGAAGAUGGAACUGCUUGAGGUUGCUGGAUACAAGUCUUCGUAUAUCCACCUGACGGACCUCGUCGACCAAAUGUUCCCACCCAUUCAUCGAAAGACGGCUCCUGAAUACACGGAUUACAAUUUCUGGAAGUCUCCGCUACAGGAAUUCGCAUUACCUGUUCUAACGCCCCCGCCUUCGUCACCCGCUCUGAGUGCCCGUUCAGAUGCGUCUAUGUUGACGUUCACGCGGCUUCGGAACUUUAGUCUGCGGCAAAGUACAAGUUCGAUAUUCCAGCAGCCAGGGACUUCACCGACCCGGAAUUCAAAGGAUGGAGAUCGCGGAAUGAGGGAGAUGAACUCUCUGGAACGGUUAAGCAACCGGCAUACACGAAGCACAGAGACGCUUGCCGAGAACGCAUGGUCAGAACGGGAACGAGGACGCGGAUGGGGCCACUCCGUAGAGGAUAGAGAAGAAACAAGUAGAGAGAGGCGCGCGCGCAAGCGUCUGAGCUUGGACAGUAUGCCUGGGUCAUUGUCGGGCUCGCAAGCAGACUUCGAGUUUGAUGAAGAGGAGGAAGAUGAGCAAGGAUAUGACGGUGACGAGAAUUACGAUGAGCAUGAAGGCGGUGAUGGACAGGAUAAGAGACGACAUUACGAAAUAGAGACUGAGGAUCCGGAGGAAGCCGCUGAAGAGGGCUUUGACGACGACCUUCUGGCGACUGGGGAGAUGGAGAGUGUUCCUUUCUUGUAACAUUUUUAAUUAGCAUACCGAAGCCUCACUAACGAUUUUCACGCUCGACGUAUUCGCAUUCUGCAUUAUCAUAGAUACGCAUUCGUAAACUGCAAUGACAUGUACGUGUAUAAAUGUAGAUACAUACAUACAAUUUGACACUGCCCUGCUCUGCUUUGUGUAUGUAUAAAUAUCGGGAUUCUGUAGUGGGCGGUGCAGAUCAGUCAA
Molecule: messenger RNA, 3819 nt
Organism: Fomitiporia mediterranea MF3/22
Lineage: Eukaryota; Fungi; Basidiomycota; Agaricomycetes; Hymenochaetales; Hymenochaetaceae
Product: LNS2-domain-containing protein
Exons: 8
Coding region: 142-3612 (1156 amino acids)
Biological process (GO): triglyceride biosynthetic process; fatty acid catabolic process
Cellular component (GO): nucleus
Molecular function (GO): phosphatidate phosphatase activity
Source: RefSeq, a predicted model, not a curated record